CCAAAGGAAGACCUGGUUCUUGUAAUCUUUUCUGUGUGCCUGCAGAACUCUCUUCUUUCUUGACCACAAAUGAAAGAGAAUUUCCUGGUUUUCUUUACUUUUUUUUUCUUUUUGUCUUCCUCUUAUUAUAAGUAGCUAGAUAGUGCCAACAAAUCCCAAGUUUUCUUCUUUUGUUUUUUGUGUUUUUUUUUUUUAAAAAACAAAAACAAACACAUCUCUCUCUAGAUACCACCACCACCAUCAUCUUCAAGAACUAGAAAAGGAAGAGAAAAAGAGAAAGACAAAAAGGGUUUUUUUUAUUAAACUCUAGUCAUCCUCUUUCUGUCUUUCUAAUUAUCUUGAUUAGUUUUAUUAUUAUUAUUCCCUCCUUUUGUUUCUGCCAUGUCAAAUAUCAUAGGUGAUUGUGCACUCAGUCUCUCUUCCUCUCCAUCUGGUGGAGAUGAAGCUCGCUAUGAAAAUCAAGAACAAGAGCUCCUUACUCACUUGCAUGGCGGCUCAAGCUCUUUGCCUUUAAACACCAAAACUAACAGCAAUGGCUCCACUUCCACCGCUCAGCAUCAACCUCCUCCUCAAGCCAAGAAGAGAAAGAGAAAUCUUCCAGGAAAUCCAGAUCCAGCGGCUGAAGUCAUUGCUCUAUCGCCAAACUCCCUAAUGGCGACGAACCGUUUCGUUUGUGAGAUCUGCAACAAAGGGUUUCAGCGAGACCAAAACUUGCAGCUUCACAGGCGUGGCCACAAUUUACCCUGGAAGCUGAAGCAAAGAACCAGCGGCGAAAUCAGGAAGCGGGUUUAUGUUUGCCCCGAGCCGUCGUGUGUUCAUCACAACCCGGCUCGUGCAUUGGGGGAUCUCACCGGCAUCAAGAAGCACUUCAGCAGGAAGCACGGUGAGAAGAAGCUGAAAUGUGAUAAGUGCUCCAGGAAAUAUGCAGUUUAUUCUGACUGGAAAGCUCAUUCAAAGACUUGUGGUAACAAGGAAUACAAAUGUGACUGUGGCUCCAUCUUUUCCAGGAAAGACAGUUUCACAACCCACAGAGCCUUCUGUGAUGCCCUAGCUGAAGAGAACCAGAAGACCAACAAGGGGAAAAUGGCUCACACUGGCUCGGACCAAGAAACCCAGAUGGCUCCUGACAUCGCGCCUGCCGGGCUCAUGCCUAUGCCGGCGAAAACUGGCCUGAAUACGGCGCCAACAGGUGCCAUGUUCUCGAACAACUCUUCAGGAGGCAGCUUGUUUUCUACAGCUUCUUUGUCGGCUACGGCAUUGUUGCAGAAGGCGGCUCAAAUGGGUGCCACUUCCAGUAACGGUACCAGAACUUCUUCUCUUGUGACAAGCAUGGCGCCACCGUUUACCACCACAAUGCAGCAACAGAUUCAUCAGAAUAAUCAGAUUUUGAACCCCAUUUUCACUGAGGUGGCGGUUGAUGACCAGAGCCCAGCCAUGAAUGAUAUUGGGAUGUUUUUCAGGUUUCUAGACCAUCAAAAUAAUCUAUCAAUGAAGAAUCUGAACCAGAACAACAUUGCUAAUGAUAAACUGGAUAACAAUCCAGAUUUGAUUAACAGCAUUAACACUAGUGGAGCAAAUAACAAUCCAACUGGGUUCGAUUCAACAUUUUGUGGGGACAUGAUGACCGUUGAUUUCCUAGGAGUUGAGGAGCCAAGACCGAUCAGGGACCUCCUUCAGAAUCAACAUCAAUCAAGGGUUCAUCAAAUGCAAGGUUUGAACAAUUUUCAGCAGUAUGCAGCAAUGGAGAAGCAUAUGUGGGGAGUCUAGCUAGAUAUGAAGAUAUGCUUUUUAUUUUAGCUUAUUUAGUUUAUUGAACAUUUGACUUUCAUUUUGUAACUUUCGGUGGAACUUAGAAGGGUCAUGCAUGUCUUGCUGAAGAGCGAGGCAUAGAGGAUUUUGGUUGAGAUAUAUCAAUUUUAAUUAGACUUUUUAUCUUAUACCCUUAA
This is a messenger RNA of Mangifera indica (mango), 1946 nucleotides long. RefSeq names its product protein indeterminate-domain 12-like. The coding region runs from base 382 to 1767 and encodes 461 amino acids. Lineage: Eukaryota; Viridiplantae; Streptophyta; Magnoliopsida; Sapindales; Anacardiaceae. The record is from RefSeq and is a predicted model, not a curated record. Gene Ontology annotation, cellular component: nucleus. The transcript is spliced from 3 exons. Gene Ontology annotation, molecular function: DNA-binding transcription factor activity.